AACAAUCAUAUUUUUUUUUAACAAACCAAGAAACUAAUAAAGUAAACAGUGGUAAUUAAUUAAUGGCAUCCCAAAUGACACAAAGUGCAUUAAAUGCACUGAAACUAGAACUUAAAAGUUUGCAAAAGGAACCCGUCGAAGGUUUUGUAGUGAAGUUAGUAGACGAAAGUGUUCUGUCUGAAUGGGAAGUAGCCAUUUUCGGACCACCUAAUACUAUAUACGAAGGAGGAUAUUUUAAAGCACGAAUGACAUUUCCUUCCAACUAUCCUUUCGCUCCUCCGGCUAUCCGUUUUAUUAGAAAAUUUUGGCAUCCAAACGUAUAUCCUAAUGGAAACAUCUGCAUAUCGAUUCUUCAUCCUCCAGGAGAUGAUCCUCAAAGCGGAGAACUUUCCUGCGAACGCUGGAAUCCAACUCAAAACGUAAGAACAAUCUUAUUGAGUGUUAUUUCACUUUUGAAUGAGCCAAAUAUCAGUUCUCCGGCUAACGUAGACGCUUCUAUCAUGUAUCGAAAAUGGAAAGAAUCGAAAGGAUCGGAGAAGGAAUACGAAGAAAUCAUUAAAAAACAAGUUUCGGACAGUAAAACGGAUGCUGAAAUCGAUAAAGUUGUGGUUCCAUCCACGAUAGAAGACUAUUGUGCUAAAAGCACCGUUGCAUCUGUAGAUAUGGAAUCUAAUAUAACAGAUUUUUCCGACGAUUUUAUGCCAGAUUCCGAUGAAACUGUCGACGACGAAGAAGAAGUUAAUACAAAUGGAGGACGUGGCAAUAAAAAUACUUCUGGAUCAUGAGAAUUGAAAUGAGAUGAAGAAUUAUUAGAGAUAAG
Molecule: messenger RNA, 820 nt
Organism: Centruroides sculpturatus (bark scorpion)
Lineage: Eukaryota; Metazoa; Arthropoda; Arachnida; Scorpiones; Buthidae
Product: ubiquitin-conjugating enzyme E2 R2-like
Exons: 2
Coding region: 63-785 (240 amino acids)
Biological process (GO): protein polyubiquitination; ubiquitin-dependent protein catabolic process
Molecular function (GO): ubiquitin conjugating enzyme activity
Source: RefSeq, a predicted model, not a curated record